CUCUACCUUUCUCCCCCCAACCAUCCAUACUCCCUAUUUUUCACGUAAACAAACAAGCAGAAAUGUCCACCAGCGUAGGCUUCUUGAGCACCAUCGCCCCCUCCGCAUGUCCCCUCCACGACCGCCGCUCCGGCGCUGCCCCGUGCCGCCGCGUCAUCCGGCCCCGUGUUUCCUGCCACAGCAACGGCAACGCCCCGCAGCCGCCACCGUCAUCGCUGCUGAUGGACCGGCGCGACGUGCUUUUCGCAUUAGGCGGGCUGACCGGCGGCGCCGCAGCAGCAGGCAAGUUGGCUCUGGCGGCGCCGGUCAUGCCCCCAGAUCUCACCAAGUGUCACGACGCCAAUUCCGCGGGGCUGGGCGACCACCUCAAAUGCUGCCCUCCUUAUACCAGCGCCGAAAUCACCGACUACACCUUCCCGGAUACGCCGCUCCGGGUGCGGCGUGCCGCCCAGGAGGUGAUUAAAGACAGCGAGUACAUGGAGAAGUACACGACGGCCGUGAGGCUAAUGAAGGGGAAGCCGCCCGACCAUCCCUGGAACUUCUACCAGCAGGCUCUAAUCCACUGCGCAUACUGCAACGAGGCCUACGACCAGGUGGGCUUCCUUAACCCUAGCGUCCCCAUCCAGGUCCACUUCAGCUGGUUAUUCCUCCCCUGGCACCGCUACUACCUCCACUUCUACGAGCGCAUCCUUGGCAAGCUCAUCGACGACGACACCUUCACUCUCCCCUUCUGGAACUUCGACUCCGACGACGGCAUGACGAUGCCGGAGAUCUUCACCGCCGACACGUCGUCACCUCUCUACAACGAAAACCGGGACACCUCCCACUAUUCGCCGGCCAUCCUCGACUACAAGUACAGCUACGGCAACACGGCGGGCAGCGGGGAGACGGGGGACGCUCUGGUGCUGUCCAACCUGUGCACCAUGAAGAAGACGUUCAAGCAGUCACUGCCGCUGGCGGAUCUCUUCAUGGGGGACCCGCUGCGGGCCGGGCAGGAGGCCGACGGUUCCAACGGGCCCGGGCAGCUGGAGAGCAUCCACAACGCCGUCCACAUGUGGGUGGGCACGCCAGAAUCUCCCCACAUUGACAUGGGCGACUUCUCCACUGCCGGCAAGGACUGCAUUUUCUUCAGCCUCCACGCCAACGUCGACCGCCUCUGGCACAUCUACCGAAACCUCCGUGGCAACAAGCUUGAGUUCAACGACCCGGACUGGCUCGACUCCACCUUCAUCUUCUACGAUGAGAACGAGCAGGUUGUCCGAGUCAAGGUGAGGGACUGCCUGAACCCGAACAACCUUAGGUACACGUACGAGGAAGUGCCGAUACCAUGGAUGAACAAACUCAACUGCGUGAAGACCACGGAGACCAAGGAGAAGACGAAGGCGGAGCUGUCUCUGGUGAGGGUGGGAGCGUUCGGGUCGGAGCCAAGGGAGCUGUCCAAGACGGCGCUCCGAGUGAUGGUAUCGAGGCCGAAGAAGAGCCGCAAGAAGGCAGAGAAGGAGGAUAAGGUGGAGGUGCUGCAGAUCAAGGACAUCGCGGUCGACACCGAUGGGCCGGCACGAUUCGACGUGUACAUCGCGGCGCCCUACGGCGACCUGGCCGGGCCCGACUACGGGGACUUUGCGGGGACGUUUGUGAGGCUGCCGCACAAGGGGAAGGGCAAGAAGAGGAAGGGCGCCCUCAAGCUGGGGAUUACCUCCCUUUUGGAAGACCUCGACGCCGAGGACGCCGAGAAGCUGGUGGUCACGCUGGUCCCUCGAAUCGGUGAGUUCACGAUUGGGGGCGUUGCGAUCAAGCUGCUGCAGACCGACAACCCCAGACUUGUCUAAAUCAUGAAAUAAUCUGUCGACCGAUAUCGCUGGAUUUCUGUUCCUUCCCUUGCACCGCGUGGCAUUUGAUCUAGGAGUGGUUUGUCUUUUGUCUCAACAGUUCGCAUUUGUUUGGCCCUCUGGUGCCGUAGCUAGUUGGUCACGAGCUGUCGUCGUCCUUGUAUGAAUAAUCCAUACAUUCAAUGUAUGCGUUGCUUGAGCUUCGUGUCUUGUCUUUGCUUUGCUUCUCUCCAGCGUAUGUAGUAAGCUACUUUAUGGCUACAAGAAUUCAGGAAAUGGAUGCCGUUAUGGGAACUAGGACUGUUCCUGGUUCUUGAUGA
Molecule: messenger RNA, 2149 nt
Organism: Phoenix dactylifera (date palm)
Lineage: Eukaryota; Viridiplantae; Streptophyta; Magnoliopsida; Arecales; Arecaceae
Product: polyphenol oxidase, chloroplastic-like
Molecular function (GO): catechol oxidase activity
Source: RefSeq, a predicted model, not a curated record